AUGUCGACGCCGUCGAGUGGCAACACGAUGCCGCGUCGGAGUGCGAACUCUCGCCGUCGAGGUGGUCAGCGCCAGCGCCACGCUAACGCCGCCGCUGGCGCCGAGGACGACACGGAAGAAGUCCGCACCCUGCGUGCCACGUAUCCAACGCAACUCGCCAUGCUCUCCGAACUCUUCCCCACAUGGACCGACGAAGAUCUCUUAUUCGUCAUCCUCGAAAGUAACGGGGAAGUCGAAAUCGCGGUCGGCCGGAUCAGUGAAGGCCAUGCCGAGCAGUUCUCGUCCGUCAAGUCCAAAAAGACACAGCGCAAGGAAGCAGCCGCCCACUCGGCCGCCGCCCUCGCCAGCUCCCAAGCCACGGAAUCCACCACACCUGCCGCCGCACCCGCAUCCACACUCACGCAGGCCGCCCCUCCCAGCACCUCACAAACCGCCUCGGCUGCCGCGCCCACGGACGGCUCGCGCCGCUCGACCCGUGGCGGAGAGCGCGCUUCCCGUGGCCGCGGUGCGCCCGCUGCUCGCGCAGGUCGCGGUGGCUUCCGUGGCGUGGCUCGCGGUGGCGCGGCCUCGGCUUCCGCUCCCUCCGCCCAGAGUCAAGCCAUGCCCGUGACAACGACGCCGGCGGCCUUCAGCCACAAGCCCAAGCCCACCGAGACCAAGCCCCGCACAACCACCAUGAGCUGGGCACAGAUCGCGCGUCCCCAGGAGCCGCCCAAACCUUCACUCGAACACGAGGCGGCACCCGUGGAGACGCCCGCGCCCCAGCACGAUACAGACACGGCUCCCGCUGUGGCACCCCCCACCACGGAGACCAUCCCCGUGACCCAGACAAGCGCGUCAGCGCCUGCCGAAACACCCCUCCCUGCUGCCGUGUCGACACGUCCCGCUCGUGCACAGCGCCCGCGCCAGGAUGCAGCGGUGGUCAUGCCGGAUGGAGCAUCCUUGGACCAACUGGAUGUCAAGUUUGGCACCCUCACCUUUAUGGCGAACGAUGGCGCCGAAGCAGCCGAACCGAGCCUCGGCUCCACCGGCUCAGCGGCUGGCUUGAACGUGGACACCAAGCAAGACCCUACCCCCGUGCACGAAUUUGAUGGAUUCAAAAGCAGCGGCUUUGGUGUGAAUGGUGCGUACGGCCUCGCCGGCACGCGGCCUGUGAACCAGGACUCAUCCGCUACGCCUGCUGCCGAGGAGGCGAGUGGUACACUGUCGUACGGCAGCGGCACGCCCGGCCAGGCCUAUGCCUCGUCGAUCUACGGCUUCGACUCGAACCAGCGCUCGUCGCACCCCUACGCGACAGGCCUGCGUGCCACGACCGACGAGCGUGCCUCGCAGCCCGCCGCUCCUACGGGGCCCGCUGGCCCCGUAGCCGGUGGCUACGACGUGGGUGUGAUGCCAUACGUGCAGCAGCCACAGGGCCCACCUCAGCUCCCGCAGCACCAGACGCAGACCCAGCAGCAGUCGCAGCAACAACCGCAGGCCCAGCAGCCUUUCCCGAACGUGAUGCCAUACUACUAUCCUUACUACAUGCCGAACCAGUUCCAACACUUUUCGCCUGCGGCCGGCUUUGGCCAGUACCCGCUGUACGGUGCGCAGCCACAGCCGCCGUCGAAGCUCGAUGUACCCGCGCCAAGCCUUGCGGCGUACACACAGCACGACCCUAUGGGCACACCUUACAGUACUCACACCCCGCCGCAGCCAUACCAGGCCGCUCCCAGCGUCUCGAUGCCGACGUACGAGUCGCAGGGCUUCUCCCAGCGGCUGGGGGGUAGUGGUAGUGCCAGCGCGAACGCGGACUUUAAGCUGCAGGGCGGCUCGGCUACCUCGGAUGCCAACCAUUCGCUUCCAGGUCUGAGUUUCUUGGGUGGUGGCGUGCCACAGGGUGCGCCUGCCGCGCCCGUCCGUGCCGGUUCGACAUCGUCUGUGCCAGCCACGUCGACCCCUCUGGACUAUCGCGCGUUUGACGCGACCAACUCGCCUGCCACGCGCUCCGCGGCUGCCUCUGGCUCCUCGGCCGCGGCGACGCCCAGCGUAGGUGCUACGACGGGCAUGCCACCGCCACCACCGCAGGGCAUGCCGAGCCACCAGGCGGCCGCACCGAUGGCUCAGCAGCACCCAGCAUACUACCAACACUAUGCGGCCGGACUCGGCCAUGCCAACGCGUACGAUGGCUACCACCAGUAUGGUCGCCAGCCGUAUUGGGUCUAG
Molecule: messenger RNA, 2205 nt
Organism: Malassezia restricta
Lineage: Eukaryota; Fungi; Basidiomycota; Malasseziomycetes; Malasseziales; Malasseziaceae
Product: CUE domain protein
Exons: 1
Coding region: 1-2205 (734 amino acids)
Cellular component (GO): nucleus; cytoplasm
Molecular function (GO): ubiquitin binding
Source: RefSeq, a predicted model, not a curated record